UUCUUCCAUUCUAGAUACAGACGAGGAGCAAUUCUUGGCGAAGACUUGUGGAAGUUCGUAGCAGGACGGAGAUGGGAAACGUAGGCUGCGUUUUGGGGCUGAGGGAAUACGACAAGAGCCGUCGGGAAACCUCGCCGGCUCCUCAGUGAGCAGCUAAAGGGUGGGCAACGUCGGUCUUCCUCGCCGAGUUGAAGGGCCUGUCCCUAAAGGAGCCAGAGCGAUGUGUCACAGGGAUUUCCAGGCUAAAGUGACAAGAGAAAGCAAAGUGAUUAAAGCAAGCCAUGAAGAUACCAAAAUUAUAUUAUGCUUUCGGGAUUUUUGGAAGCGCUAUUAUUAUUGUAGCUUAUGUGAAAUGGAAUGGCCUCCAACCAAUACUGGAAACAACGGAACGUGCGACUGUUGCUUUGGAAAAACAACUCCAUAGUGAGCAAUCAAGAAUAGGUCAGGAGGUCCUUUAUGGAAUUAUGUUUGAUGCUGGAAGCACUGGAACUCGAAUACACGUAUUCAAAUUUACCCAGAACCCUAAAGAAACUCCUAAAGUAAUUGAUGAAACCUUCAGAGGCUUGAGGCCAGGUCUGUCUGCAUAUGCCGACAACGUUGAUGAGAGUGCUCAAGGAAUAAAUGAGCUGCUUGCAGUUGCUAAAGAAGUUAUUCCGAUGGAAUUAUGGAAGUCCACCCCUUUAGUCCUUAAAGCAACAGCUGGUUUAAGGCUAUUACCAGGGGAAAAAGCGCAACAAUUGCUGGAUAAGGUAAAAGAAAUUUUUCAUGCAUCUCCAUUCCUUGUAAACGAUGACUGUAUCUCCAUAAUGGAAGGAACAGAUGAAGGUAUUUCUGCUUGGGUCACUGUCAACUUUUUAACAGGUCGUUUCACUGAUCCAACAAAGGGAACUGUAGGAAUACUGGAUUUAGGAGGCGGAUCAACACAGAUCACAUUUCAUCUAAGCAGUGAGGCAGCUUCGGGACAGUCAUCUGCCAGUGACAUCAUUUCAUUUAAGAUGUUUAACCAUGUGUAUCAACUGUAUUCUCACAGUUACUUGGGCCUUGGGUUAAGAAUGGCAAGGCUGGCAGUGUUAGGAGCAAUUCAGGGACAAGCCUUGAAGGAAGGUGAAGAAUUGACAAGUCCCUGUUCAUCACCUGAUUUUCAGGGUGAAUGGGAGCAUGCCAAGAUACUGUAUAAAAUUAAAGGGCAGAAGGCAGGAAAGCCUGUCUAUGAAUCCUGUUUGAAUAAAGUAGCAAAAAUACUCAAACGGAAGGUUCACAAGAAACCUGAAGUAAAGGACAUAGAAUUUUAUCCUUUUUCCUAUUAUUAUGACUUGGCUACAAAUUUUGGUUUAAUAGAUAAGGAAGAAGGCGGGACUCUGACUGUCAGUGACUUUGAAACAGCUGCAAAUAAUGCAUGUGGCAACAUGGAAGCACAUCAAGAACAGCAUCCAUUCCUCUGCAUGGAUCUUACCUAUAUCAGUUUGCUCUUGCAAAAACUGGGCUUUCCAAAGAGCCACAAUCUUAAGCUUGUCCGAAAAAUCAACAACAUUGAAAUUGGCUGGGCUCUGGGAGCUACUCUUCGCUACAUGGAUUCACUUAGCAAACUGCAAUAUUGAUUGUUCAGCAGCAAAAAAGCUAAACCUAAAAGACAAAAGUGCAGAGGUGUUGCCAGUUUCUUAGCUUCUACUCCAAAACUGUAUGAGACUUGUGGGACCUCUUUCUUUCAUCGAGAAACUCAUGUGCCUCAAGUUUGGUGAUUUGGAUCAUACUGCUUUUUUUUUUUUUUGAGUAUUGCUCAAAAGAGUGAGCCGUUGUAGCUGGAACCAAAAUCGUGAGCAGCAAAUUAAAAGUCAAACUAGUUGAAUGUGGGCAUUCUGUGACUGAUGGUGAGAAUUUAUAUCUUCCAACUUGUAAUCUGUGAGAGAAACACUUCAGUUUUAGAUGGUGUUCUCUGCUCUUGCUGCCAAAUACUGAACUAGCGUCAGACACUCACUCCAAGAUUUAUUUUAAUUUUGCAUAUUUUUGGGUAUUCAGGGGUUUCAUGCCUGUCUUUGAUUGUAAAAAUUUGCAUGUUUGGUAAGGAGCAGUUGUGUGUUGCGAAGUGCAUUCUUUUGCUUGGUCAAAUUGUUAUGAUAAAUAUUGAGAUUGCCUUCAAAA
Sphaerodactylus townsendi is the source of this 2139-nucleotide messenger RNA. It is a transcript of the gene ENTPD6, whose product is annotated as ectonucleoside triphosphate diphosphohydrolase 6. Lineage: Eukaryota; Metazoa; Chordata; Lepidosauria; Squamata; Sphaerodactylidae. Gene Ontology annotation, biological process: nucleoside diphosphate catabolic process. The coding region runs from base 282 to 1598 and encodes 438 amino acids. Gene Ontology annotation, molecular function: GDP phosphatase activity; UDP phosphatase activity. The transcript has 15 exons. The record is from RefSeq and is a predicted model, not a curated record. Gene Ontology annotation, cellular component: membrane; Golgi apparatus.